Messenger RNA from Effrenium voratum, 1144 nucleotides. The record is from the annotation of a GenBank genome assembly. Lineage: Eukaryota; Dinophyceae; Suessiales; Symbiodiniaceae.
AUGACCCGUCGGGUCGUAUUGGCGGCGGCUGCCGCAUCCCUUUCAUUUGCAACGCCAUCAUUUGCCGAAGAAGCAGUUGACAGCAUUCACUUCCUGAUUCCGGGUGGUGCUGGCGGCGGCUGGGACGGUACAGCGCGCGGAACGGGCGAAGCCCUGACCAAGGCUGGUCUCGUUGGCUCCGCGUCAUACGAGAACAUGUCAGGCGGCGGCGGCGGUAAGGCCAUCGGGUACCUGAUCGAAAACGCAGACAGCAACCAUGGCACGCUCAUGGUCAAUUCGACACCCAUCGUGAUCCGCUCACUCACGGGUGUGUUUCCGCAAAACUUCCGUGACCUGACACUGGUCGCCGGCACGAUUGGCGACUAUGCCGCUCUCGUUGUGCCCGCCGACAGUUCGGUCAAGGACGUCAACGGUCUCAUCGACGCCUUCAAAGCUGAUCCUGCGGGAACCGCGAUCGGCGGAGGUUCGGUUCCGGGCGGAAUGGACCAUCUGGUUGCUGCCAUGGUGUUUCAGGCAGCCGGCGCUGAUCCGGUCGCUAUGAAAUAUGUCCCCUAUGAUGGUGGUGGCAAAACGAUGGCCGGCUUGCUGUCCGGCGAAGUCCAGGCUGUUUCGACCGGCUUUUCCGAGGCCGUAGAACUGGCAAAGGCCGGUGAAGUCCGCAUCAUCGGUGUCACGGCGCCGGAGCGCGUCGAUGCCUAUCCGGAUGCCGCAACCAUGGUCGAGCAAGGAAACGACACGACAUUCGUCAACUGGCGCGGGUUCUUUGCCGCACCCGGUUUGCCGGCAGAUAAACUGGCCGCAUACCAGGCUGCGAUCGCAAAGAUGUACGACACCCCUGAAUGGGAAGAAGUCCGGGCACGCAACGGCUGGGUGAACAUCCACAAUCCCGGCGACGACUUCCGCGUGUUCCUGGAAGGUCAGGAACAGACCAUCGGCGAUCUCAUGAAAAAGCUGGGCUUCCUUUGAGCCACGACCGGCAACGCUGACAAGAAAGAUACGUUCGGGCUCGCCCGAACGUAUCACCCAUGAAAACUACGGGGGGAACGAUGGCGCUCGAUCGCUGGCUGGCAUUGGUCAUCUUGCUGAUCUGCCUGGCCUAUGGCUACGCAGCUUACUUCACCAUGGACGCGCUUUUACCGCCGAU